AUGCAUCACCAUCAUCAUCGUGGGCAUUUUUCGGCUGCUAUCCACUGGGCCCACCAUCAGGAGCAGCAGCAGCAGUUGCAGAUUCAACAUGAUGAUGUCCAACGAUACAAAGGACUUUUUGAAGAGACAUCAGUGAGAAAUGGAGAACUGAAAGCUACUGUCAACUUGAAUCGAUUAGAACUGGAUGCCAAGGAUAGGGUCAUAGCAGAGAAGGAUCGUAUGAUAGAGGGACAAAGAAGAAGAAUCGAAGCUCUUGAAGGACGUCAACACAACGAAACGGACGUUUUUAUUUUGAGAGAAAUUCGGAGACAAGCGGCUGGUGAAGCGGCCGGCGGACCAAGAUCAGGCUCCCCACCGGGCUCUCCAAUGCUGCCAGCGUUUCUUUAUGAGCCCUCUACUCCACGCGGUGCUUCACGCGCUGCUCCACCCGCUCCUCAAGCUGCCGUCCCACGCGCUGAAGACGCUGCUGCAGUCGCUCAUCAAGAUGUCGUCCCACAAAACCGCAGAAUCAAGAGAGAAUUGGCAGAUCAGGAGGAAAAGGAGGUGGUCCUCACUCGUCAUCGAGAACCACCCCGUCAUCGAGAACCAACGAUGCGUUUGAGAGAACGGUCCAGCAAUGGAUGCAAUGGGAGCAUCGAGAGGAAGAAAUUGAAGACAUCUGGGCGUCUUUCUCUUCAAUCCAGAGGAGCGCAGUUACAUCCCCCAGCAAAAGAGGAAGGCGGCGAGGAAUAUGGACUUGUUCAAAAUAAUGCACAAAAUUCGCAAGCCCAAUUUCCAUAUGAAUCUGGCCGAAGUGUGGCAAAAUGUCACACAACACGAGAGAAAGGUCUGGAGCGAACGGUGCGCCAGAGUGAAACAGCUCCAGAAGGAGCAAAUCCAAAAGGGGUGGAUUUUUGCACAAAACGUGCAUAA
Molecule: messenger RNA, 912 nt
Organism: Caenorhabditis briggsae
Lineage: Eukaryota; Metazoa; Nematoda; Chromadorea; Rhabditida; Rhabditidae
Exons: 6
Coding region: 1-912 (303 amino acids)
Source: RefSeq, a predicted model, not a curated record